AUGCGGGCCGCUUCACAGGGCAACUACGACUUCGCGAUACUCGACCCAGCGGAACUGGCAGCUUUCUGGAGAAGCAUAGAAGCCAACGCUGCCAUGCUGCGCGUGGCUCUCAAAGGCUUCAGCCUGCGGCAUGCCAAACUAGUCGACCAUCUGUCUUCACCUCAUGCACUCGGCAAGAACUUCCGCGAGGACCUCGCUGAAGAAGCUCAGGUAUUAGCACUAUGUGUAGAAGAUUCUAAUGCCGAAAGCAUCUGGCACAGCUUUAUCCUGCUGGACCAAGACUCGUAUCUGCACGCAACCCACGAGGACUCCUGGAACGACACUACCCAAGGACGCGACAUAGCCUUACGACUCGAGAUAGCGAUUAACUGGCUUAAGGAUGCUCUCGAAGUUCUUCGCGGUGGCUACUUUUACAUCGAGAACGCGCGUGCUGCGCUGACUCCUGUCCUCCGUCUAAACGCCGAUAUCCUCCGUGCUAUCUUCGGGCAACUCGCUGAAUCUGAGGCUCCGACUAAAGGAUCGCUCGGCUGGAUACGCCUCUCGCACGUCUGUAGCGUCUGGAGACAGGUUCUCCUGGACAUGCGUGAUCUCUGGGCGCGCGACGCGUUCACAUUCGGAGCGGGCGUCGCAAGAAACGAUAUUCUGCCUCGUGCGCAAGGCACCGUCGUCUCCGUGAGCGCGAGAAGACUGCCGCCCCAAGGCCGAGGAAGGCUCCCUCUGAACUGCGAGACCGUCGUGUCUCUUAAGAAAGAGGAUGUCGAGCUGAUCUCGCGUCUCGCCGCACAGAGGUUACUUCGUGAUGUACACGUAGACGUCGUGACGCGCGGUUUCCUCGUAGAGUACGACGGCAUGCCGAAUCUCGUCGACCUGAUUCGCAUCCUAGGCGAACGCUCCCAGCCUCAUCUCCGCUCGGUCAAUAUCAGAGUACCGUGGGAGGAGAAGGCGCUGAAAGUGAUGUACGAAAAGUUGCCCUCAAUCCACAUGGCAUCUCAUCCCAAUCUUCGCCAUAUGGAGCUUGCCAACGUCUUCCUUCCAUUCUCCCUUCCCUUGCUGUCUAGCCUGCACUUGAUAUGUACGAUUGACAACUCCAUCAUGCCGGAUCGCUGGUUCGGUCUAUUCCUCGAAACUCUGAGAUCGUCUCCGGCGCUCGAUGACCUUCGGAUCGUUGGAUGGAUGUUCCCACAGCCGCCCGCCCAGUAUCGAAAGGUCACUCUCAGCCACCUCACCACGCUCUGCAGCACGACCAGUGAGAUACUAGCGUUCCUCCAUCUACCCGCAUUGCAGCGUGGCUAUCUCGCCGACUUGAAGUCGCUUUUGAAUGCGCGGACGGUCUUGACGACGGUAUUGACUCGGUACGGCUAUACUCCCCACAGUGUACAACUGUGCCAGCGGGAAGCUCCCGAUACAUAUCAUGACCGUGUAAUCGUGCGUCUAAGGCGUACACCUUCUGACAUUGUCUGCCCGCUUCUCAGCCUCCCACUUGUAAACGAACCGAUCUUGGAAGACCCAGGCUCGUACUUGACGAUAGCCAUGCUCUGCUCAAAGAGCCGUUCCAGACGCGCGAUAUCGGCGCUGUUCUCAACAUAUGCGACAUUCAUCAGCCCAAUGGCAACGACACAAGGCCUAGAGACGCUCGCUUUCGACAACGAAACGCGCGAAUGCGUCUUCCCCGCUAAUACCUCCAUCGCCGAGACCGGGUGGUUACCUCUGAUGCUCCCCUUCUUCCCGUCGGUCACGACGGUCGAGAUACCGUUCAGAGAUAAAGAUACGACGUUCCACCUACUUCUCUCGCUGGCGGCGCACUUUAACGUCGAGAGGCUCCCGUCUUUGAGCUCUAUCAGGUUCGUCGGCUCGAUAGACGGCGUAGACAACAUCAUGGAGGUCACGUCUCCUCUGGGCGCCGUCCUUCGUGCACGAGCAUCUCGCGUCGGUAUUGCGCCGAUCACGUCUCUCGUGGUAGCUCUGCCGGACCAACGCUGGUCGGAUAGGGCGGGGAAUGACGGGCUGAAACCAGUCCUCAUGAAGAUUGUAGUCGGGGAACCAGAUGACAAUGGGGAUCCAACGCUGACUGUAGAACCAAUGCCAGGGGAGGAUGUAGAAGGGGAAUCGCCGAUCAGUGACGCGUAG
Messenger RNA from Peniophora sp. CBMAI 1063, 2127 nucleotides. The record is from the annotation of a GenBank genome assembly. Lineage: Eukaryota; Fungi; Basidiomycota; Agaricomycetes; Russulales; Peniophoraceae.